CAUACGUAUAUGGGUAAUUGUUCAGGAACUGAGUACGUGCGAGUGUAGCUGUUAGGUCCUUGGUUCCCAGGGGAGGAGGGGAAGCACUAUGGCACAGAGGCUGAGAGGAUUAAGAAUUGUCAAAAAUGGCUUCAGGAUUGUCUUAAAGUCUUACACAAUGUGCUUCAGAUACUCGCUGUACUCGUCCGCAAACUUCCUGCCCCAGAUGCUGCUGCCUCCCCAUCCAGUGCCUGUUGGGUCUCCUGUCUGAACCAUGAAACCCUUGAUGUUACUAUGAAAUACACAGCCGUUGUAGUAAUUAUUGGCACAAAGAGCCAAGAAAUUCUCACACGUCUUAGGUGUCCUCUCACAGAAGACUUCUAUUUUGAUAUCUCCCACAUCUGUAUGCAACGUCACAGACAUCCUCUUGAUGGCUCCAGGAAGACUUGCACAGAAAACCUGAAGAUGAGUUCCCAGUCCUGACAUUGUAUUUAAAAGCGCUUUUCCCAUAGUAGCAGACACUAGUACUAGUAUGCAUUCUCCAAUUAAGUCCCUCUCCAGCCCAAGAGUUCACCACGACCAUCCUAGGAAAUAAAACAUGGGUGCAGGCUCACUUCGCCUCUGCUGGUGAGUUUGGGUCUCAGUCUUCUCCAAAACUAACCAGUUUUAUUUGGAGCUAACUUUCAAGGCUUCUGCUCGUCGCCAUGGAGAAGCCAUCAGAGGAGUUCGACCCAUCAGAGGAGUUCGACCCAUCAGAGGAGUUCGACCCAUCAGAGGAGGUGGUCGACCCACUUGUGGACUCGGAACCUUCUCAGAUGGAUGAACAAGACUCCUCGGAUGAUUCGGGAAUCUCCCAGCCAGACAACUUAGAAAAGGACAUGAGAAAGCUGACCAUCGACCCCAGUGCCAAGAAGCCUCCUGCUUCCCUGGCAGGACUUAAACUUCAGCGCAGUCGCCGCAGCCGCAGCCGCAGCCGCAUCCUCCACCGAGCAAUUAAGAUGAGAAAUGUCGAGAACAAAAGUGAGAAGAUCUUGAGGGAGGUCCAAAAUGCCUUUCCCAAGAGAAGAGUCCGCACACUGCUGUCUGUGCAAAACAAUCCUGUCGCGAAGAUGAAGCGAUUUAUGUGGUUUAACAAAGCGCAACCAUUUAAAUGCAUCUGCACUUUCUGCCUGUACAAUGGCUGGGACCCUUCUGAGAAUGCCAAAAUUGGA
This is a messenger RNA of Alexandromys fortis (reed vole), 1190 nucleotides long. RefSeq names its product developmental pluripotency-associated protein 3-like. The transcript has a single exon. The annotation marks the transcript as partial. Gene Ontology annotation, cellular component: nucleus. Gene Ontology annotation, biological process: epigenetic programing of female pronucleus. The record is from RefSeq and is a predicted model, not a curated record. Lineage: Eukaryota; Metazoa; Chordata; Mammalia; Rodentia; Cricetidae.